UUCAUAUCAUGCCCCCCCAUUAUUCCCAUACCGCUUUCCGCGGCUCCACUGCAUGUGACAUUUACGUAAUGUAUCCUACAUAUCAACAAGUUGGUCCAAGAUCCGUAUUUGGCGAAAGCCCCCGGGUGACUCAACUUCACCUCUCAACCCCGUUGUUUAUUCUCGUGAUUCCAACUUCCUUCCUCCUAGUAUCCCAAAAGGCAUCCGAGGCCCUGUGAUUGAGGGUCUGCCAUCGACCAUCUCACUCGCCAUGUCCCAAAGCGUCACGAUCGAGCUGGUAUCCCCGGCCCCCGCCUUUUCAGGCAAUGCUUGCACGCUUGUAGGAGAGCACGGUCCGGCGCUGGAAGCGGCCCACGAACCUUUCUUUCGACGGACGAGCCGACCGCCAGCCGAAGGUGGCAUCGAAGAACCAGACGACACUGCCGGGACCGAGGUGACGCAGCGAUGGAACCAAUCUUGGACGCACAUUGCACGUGUCUUCUCGACCUUUUGGUGCUUCUUUCUGAUUGGGGCCAAUGAUGCUGCAUAUGGAGCCCUUUUGCCAUCUCUCGAAUCAUACUACGGGCUGGACUUCGUGGUCAUCUCCUUGGUGUUCCUGUCCCCGUUCGCCGGGUAUGUUGUCUCGGCGAUGUCCAACAAUGUCCUCCACCAAAAGAUAGGGCAGCGCGGCAUCGCGAUGGUCUCUGCAGCCUGCCACAUGGCAGCCUACAUUAUUAUGGCGGCUCAUCCGCCGUACGUGGUAUUGGUCAUCGCGUUUAUCAUCGCUGGUUUCGGAAAUGGCGUUGGGGACUCGGCGUGGAACGCAUGGAUCGGAAGCCUGGCCAACUCGAACGAGCUGCUGGGCUUUAUGCAUGCUUGCUACGGAGUGGGCGGCACGCUUAGUCCUCUGGUAGCGACUCUCAUCGUCGAGAAGUAUCACCUGGGGUGGUACACGUUCUACUAUUUCAUGAUCGGAGCCGCGGCUAUUGAGCUGGUCUCUCUGACAUGGUCGUUCUGGAGCGCGACCGGCAAGGCCUACCGACAGAAACACCGCAUCGCCGAGACUGGCCAGAAGGCCGGGCUGGUGGAGGCACUCUGGCACUCAUCGGGCGCUCGAGUCUCGUGGAUAUGUGCGAUCUUCUUGCUGGCAUACAUCGGCGUGGAAGUUUCGCUGGGAGGAUGGAUUGUCACCUUCAUGAUUCAGGUGCGACAGGGAGGUGAAUUUGCCAGUGGUAUGACGGCUACAGGCUUCUGGUUAGGCAUCACGCUUGGACGAAUCAUCCUCGGCUUUGUUACGCCACGGGUGGGAGUCAACCUGGCUAUAGCGGUUUAUCUCGCCCUGACCAUCGGCCUCGAGUUCCUCUUUUGGUUCGUCCCGCAGUUCUAUGUUUCGGCCGUUGCCGUCGCGCUGCAAGGAUUCUUUCUCGGGCCCCUCUUCCCCGGCGUCGUCGUCGUAGCAAGCAAGCUCCUCCCGAAGCACUUGCACGUCACAGUUAUUGGCUUUGCCUCGGCAUUCGGCGGAUGCGGUGCGGCGCUGCUUCCGUUCGCAGUCGGUGUGUUGGCACAAGCGGCCGGCGUCAUGGUCCUUCAGCCGAUUAUUCUGGCCUUGCUGGUAGUGAUGCUCGGGCUGUGGCUGUUCUUGCCAAAGGUCGAUAACAAGAGAGACUAAGUGCGCGUUUAUUCGAUGAACGUGUCAGGCUCUUCUGGGGGCUGGUGGUCUAGAUGUCGGAUGGUUUGGGACUCUGCUAAAAGGGCAGGCGGUUUUCAUUCUUAGUACUAGUACUACUUCCACUGGAAUUGCUCAGCACAACCUUAUGACCUUAUGGAGCAUCGACGGUAUGCUGGUCACCCUCCUCCGCACCCCCGGAAUAGGGGGGGUCUUCCGUAUAGACAUCAUACUUAUACCUGCUUCCGAUGUGAUCUGCCCUCAACCCCUUCUGCC
Messenger RNA from Chaetomium strumarium, 1921 nucleotides. RefSeq names its product major facilitator superfamily domain-containing protein. The coding region runs from base 251 to 1648 and encodes 465 amino acids. Gene Ontology annotation, molecular function: transmembrane transporter activity. The record is from RefSeq and is a predicted model, not a curated record. The transcript is spliced from 5 exons. Gene Ontology annotation, cellular component: membrane. Lineage: Eukaryota; Fungi; Ascomycota; Sordariomycetes; Sordariales; Chaetomiaceae. Gene Ontology annotation, biological process: transmembrane transport.